AUAGUCCAUACCCCAACCCACCCUCGUAUUUUCUUUCUUCUUUCCCUUCUACUUAGCUAGUCUUCGGCCAAAAAAUGGAAAAAAUAGUAGCACUAGCUAGUAGUAUUACUCUUUCUAUCUUUAUUUCCCGCCUGAAACCCAACUCUGUUCCCUUAUAAUUUCCUAUCAAUUAGUUUACUUCUAAAUAAAGUUGUCUCCUUUAAUUUCUUCUUAUAUAUUAUAAUAAAUAUAAAUUGCUCACUCCAAACUUCAUCCAUCUUGUUCUUAUCACUUCAGUCAACAGAUUCAGACUCUCCUCUCUAACCAAUUUAUAUACCAUUUCAGUGCGAUUCAUUAACCAACCCAUCGAUCAUGUUCGUCUCUUCCACCGCCAUGUCCCUUCUUCCUAUUCAGCCCGCCGUUAAGUUCACAGAGCACGUAAUCACCACCAACAAGCCCAUCCCCAACAGACCUCCUAGGCUGCUCAGAAUCAUCAUCACCGACGCUGAUGCCACUGAUUCUUCCAGUGAUGAUGAAGAUGAUGAUCGGCAGCGGAGGCUUUCCAGAAACAAGGUACGCCGAGUGAAGAGGCACAUCAGAGAGAUCAACUUGGGGCCCUCAAAUACUCAUCAUCAUCAUCACUUGAAAAAGAAGCAACAAGUACGAAACAAGCCCGGAUCUGAGGUUACUCGCAGGAAAAAGUUCCGGGGUGUCCGACAGAGGCCCUGGGGCAGGUGGGCUGCCGAGAUUCGAGACCCCAAUAGCCACAAACGCCUCUGGCUCGGCACCUUCGACACACCAGAGGAAGCUGCAGUAGUUUACGACAAAGCCGCCGUGAUGCUAAAGGGCCCCAACGCUGUUACGAACUUUCCUCACCCUGUUGUAAAGGAGACAGAGACAGAGACAGAGACAGAGGCAGAGAGGGAAACGGAAACUACCGUUGCUGGCACAAUCGGCUCUUCUCUCUCUUCUCCGACAUCGGUUCUCUGUUACGAUAAUUUAACGCCGUUCGAAGGCUUGGGCUACGGACAAGUAGACGCGUUUGGUCUGGAGAUUGACAUGCCGGUGCCGGUGCCGGUGAGUAUCCCACAUCUGAUGCCGUCGGCGGCGAGAUGCUGGGGCGAGGAGGAGGUCAUCAGUGAGUUUGACGUGGAUGAUUUCUUAGUGGACUUCGUUUCGUAAAUAUGGGCAACAGUGUUUGUGCACGUGUCUUAUUAACAUAUAGUCAUUGAAGCUGUCAAUUAUGGCCUGUCCUGAUGACGUGGUGGAUUUUGAUUAGUUAGAAAAAGGACUUGUUGGUGUUCAUUGUCGAAGUGCCCUCAUUUCUAAUACCAGUCAAACGACGGAGUGUAGAAUGAAUAGCAUUAGCAAUAGCAAGUUAGCCCAUUUACACCGCAAUUUUGUGGGAUGACAAUUGAAAAGUUUGUGUACCUACUAAAGUUUUGAUUAUUGUUUAGUAGCAAAUAAGAGAUUUUUAAAUUUAGAUUUCAAAAUAUGUGAAUGUAAUAAAUUUAAAAAAAUAAA
Molecule: messenger RNA, 1503 nt
Organism: Rubroshorea leprosula
Lineage: Eukaryota; Viridiplantae; Streptophyta; Magnoliopsida; Malvales; Dipterocarpaceae
Source: the annotation of a GenBank genome assembly